This is a messenger RNA of Colletotrichum godetiae, 946 nucleotides long. Its product is annotated as nucleoside diphosphate-sugar hydrolase of the mutt family. The transcript has 4 exons. Gene Ontology annotation, cellular component: nucleus; cytosol. The record is from RefSeq and is a predicted model, not a curated record. Gene Ontology annotation, biological process: ribose phosphate metabolic process; nucleoside phosphate metabolic process. Gene Ontology annotation, molecular function: ADP-ribose diphosphatase activity. Bases 227 to 793 code for a protein of 188 amino acids. NCBI's taxonomy places the organism in Eukaryota, Fungi, Ascomycota, Sordariomycetes, Glomerellales, Glomerellaceae.
CCUCCAUGCUUGAAUGGUGUGAAUCGUAAAAGAGACCACAUUGAAGAUUCUCACCAAUCCAGGCUUGCAUACGUCGGAACAGUUGCUUGCUCAACAUGGCAGACAAAUCGACUCCUCACGUAGUUUUAUCUGAGCCUCUGGUAAGGCGGAGGAAGUUUAAUUGACAUCCUGGAUCACCAAAUACGGCUAACGAUCCAUCCUGCAGGAGAUUGGAGAUGCCAAAUGGAUGACAUUGGUCAAGAUUAACUACAGAGACGUCGAUGGUAAGGAACGCGUCUGGGAGGGAGUAGAGAGAAAGACGCGCGCGGCAGGCAGCUCCGUCGACGCGGUCCACAUCAUUGCCGUGAUAAAGAAAGACACUGGCCUAGAACUUCUUCUUCAGCGGCAAUUUCGCCCAGCUGUUGGCAAAGUCUGCAUCGAGCUUCCCGCGGGGUUGAUCGACAAAAAUGAAACAGUCGAGCAGUGUGCGGUCCGCGAACUCGCUGAAGAGACAGGAUACGUCGGUACCGUCAAGCCGAAUCCUGGAAAUCGUCGCAAGCUUUAUGGUGCUCCUGGCUUCUCCAACUCCUGUUCUGUGAUGAUCCAUGUGGAUAUUGACAUGGGGGCAAAGGAAAACCGCAAUCCAAAGCCGCGCCUGGAGGAAGGAGAGUUCAUAGAGUGUUUCUCACUGCCCUUGGACAGUCUCCAUGUCGAAUUGGAGAGGCUAGAGAUCGAUGGUUUUGCCAUCGAUGGAAGACUUGGAUCUUUGGUGGAGGGGCUUCAAAUGUCUCAAACGUGGCAGGCUUAUGACUGAACGACUAGAGAAAGCACCAAAGAUGACCAGUAUCUCUGAUCUGGUUGAGCAUACACUCUUUUAGGUAAUUCAACAACCUUUUCCUUUCUUUCUUUCCCUUUUUUUUUCUUUUUUGAAGUUACUGGUAGUCUACCUUGAAUCCCUGGGCUCAAU